ACUUUUGAAAUAAGCUUUUUGAAUUUUUUUCCUUCGGGACUAUAAUUAACUCGUCCAUAAUCAUGAUAAUUGCCAUGAGCACAGCGGUUUACAACUUACUUUGGUGAAUAUCUUCCAAGAGCAAGAUGAAGCCGCUGUUUUUCGUUAGUUGUGGUCUCUUGUUGAUCUCCUUGGCAAUAUGCCAGGUGAGCUCUCGCUCUGCGGACAAUGCCAGGUACGAACCAACGUGGAAGUCGCUGGACAACCGUCCUUUACCCGGUUGGUAUGAUGACAGUAAAGUGGGAAUCUUUAUCCACUGGGGUGUCUUCAGUGUACCUGCUCUGGGGGAGUGGUUCUGGGAGGAAUGGAAAGGUCGCCACGAACCUGAAUUUGUGAAGUAUAUGGAUAAAAACUAUCCUCCCGGAUUUGAGUAUGCUGACUUCGGACCAAUGUUCAAGGCUGAUUUGUGGAAUCCUGAUGAGUGGGCUGAUCUGUUUGCGAAGUCAGGUGCAAAGUACAUUGUGCUGACCAGUAAGCAUCACGAAGGCUUCACAUUAUGGCCAUCGGCAGAGUCGUGGAACUGGAAUUCCAUGGAUACUGGUCCGCAUCGUGACUUGGUGGGAGAGCUCGCGGCUGCAGUCCGCAAGCACCCCUCGUUACACUUCGGUCUGUAUCAUUCGCUGUUCGAGUGGUUCAAUCCCAUCUUUCUGCAAGAUCAGAAGAACAACUUCACAACACAAAACUUUAUCAGGGAGAAAACUGGGGCAGAGUUGUAUGAGAUCGUCAAGCAGUACAAACCUGACGUGAUCUGGUCAGACGGUGAUUGGUCAGCAGACUACAACUACUGGAACAGCACUCACUUCCUGGCUUGGCUCUACAAUGACAGUCCCGUCAAGGACACUGUGGUUGUCAAUGAUCGCUGGGGUAUUGGUUCAAUGUGUCAGCAUGGGGACUUCUUCACUUGCGCCGAUCGCUACAACCCUGGACACUUGCUAACUCAUAAGUGGGAGAAUGCCAUGAGCAUUGACAAGAACUCCUGGGGUCUCGACCGGACAACUCAGUUCAAAGACUACCUCACUAUUCAGGAGCUGAUUAACGAGAUUGUCAUCACGGUCAGCUGCGGAGGGAAUAUUCUUGUCAACGUGGGGCCAGGAUCCGACGGCCGCAUCCUGCCAAUUUUCCAGGAGCGCCUCCUGCAAAUGGGUGCGUGGCUGGAAGUGAACGGUGAAGCAAUUUAUGGUUCACAUCCCUGGUCAACACAGAACGACACGCGCUCUGGUAGUGUUUGGUACACACGUAACGAGGCUAACACCAUUACAUAUGCUAUUGCGCUAACAUGGCCAGAAAGCGGACAGCUGGUCCUGGGCUCGGUUGCCAUGGCACCAAGCCGCGUUACGUUGCUAGGUUACAACGGACCUGUUCACAGCACGCACUCAUCAGCAAGCGGCCUCACCAUCACUCUACCACAGCUCCCUGCUGCUGGAAAGCUGGAAUGGGCCUGGACGUUCAAGCUCAGCUACACUCAAGAUAAUCUCACCAAGGACGACGCACAUCGCGCACACGUCAUUGUUUGAACACAACACAUGCACGCAUUAGAAGCAUAGGUGAUUUUUAUACAUUUAUUAUUAUUUCACAUUAUUAUUCACUUGAAACAGUGUGAGAAUAUCAUAAUUAUUGAUUAUGUAUAUUUAUCAUAAUUAUGUUCUGUUCUGUUUUGAAUAAAAUAAUAUGUCGAUUUUUCCAAGAAGUUAAA
This is a messenger RNA of Sycon ciliatum, 1732 nucleotides long. RefSeq names its product alpha-L-fucosidase-like. The record is from RefSeq and is a predicted model, not a curated record. NCBI's taxonomy places the organism in Eukaryota, Metazoa, Porifera, Calcarea, Leucosolenida, Sycettidae. The coding region runs from base 126 to 1553 and encodes 475 amino acids. Gene Ontology annotation, molecular function: alpha-L-fucosidase activity. Gene Ontology annotation, biological process: fucose metabolic process; glycoside catabolic process. The transcript has a single exon. Gene Ontology annotation, cellular component: lysosome.